Messenger RNA from Ipomoea triloba (trilobed morning glory), 1496 nucleotides. RefSeq lists its product as uncharacterized. The coding region runs from base 247 to 1182 and encodes 311 amino acids. The record is from RefSeq and is a predicted model, not a curated record. Gene Ontology annotation, molecular function: 3'-5'-RNA exonuclease activity. NCBI's taxonomy places the organism in Eukaryota, Viridiplantae, Streptophyta, Magnoliopsida, Solanales, Convolvulaceae. The transcript has 7 exons.
AGACAUUAUUUGAUUCUACAGCGUCCUCUCCGCUGUUCUUUACUGCGUCUACUGCCCCCACCUGUGCUUUGUCGAAUAGCAGCACUAUUUGCACCAAUUCUCCUGCGCACGCAAUCAAUCAAGGACCAUUGCUUUUCGCAAACCAUGUUCAAAGAUUCAAGCUUUCUUCCUUGGUAAUCUCACAAUGUUCCCAGAAUCAAAUACCAUGUAACCCAGAGAUUUGGGUUGCCAGGAGAUUUGCUGAAAAUGAGUGUUUCCCUAACGCUAAUGACCUUCAAUCUUCUUGAAGAUCAGCCUGAAGAUAGCCCCAAUUCAUGGGAUAAGAGGAAAGAUUUGUGUGUCAGUGUCAUCACUAGCUAUUCUCCUAUGAUUCUUUGUACCCAGCAAGGUGUGAAGUCACAGUUGGACUAUCUUCAACAAUGCUUGACAGGUUACGAUCAAUUUGGAAUUUCAAGAAAAGGAGCUGAGGACCCUUCAGAUCAGCACUGCACCAUUUUUUAUGACAAGGAAAAGGUGGAGCUUUUGGAAGGUGGAACAUUUUGGUUGUCAGAGUCACCGUCAGUGCCCGGAAGCAUGUCUUGGGGGUCCACAGUACCAUGCAUUGCGACUUGGGCGACAUUCCAGCUAAAAGGAGUUGAACCGCCAGGUUUUUCAUUUCAGAUUGUAAAUACAAACAUGGAUGAGUUCAGUGCACGUGCUAGAAGGCGAGGUGCUUUGCUCACAUGGCAACACAUUGCAUCCUUACCUCCUAGCUUGUCUGUUGUAUAUUGUGGAGGAUUUAACACGCAGAAAGAAUCAACUACAGGCCGUUUUCUUCUUGGGAGAUCAAGAGAGCAUGGGGUUGUCGGUGACAUGAGGGAUGCUUGGCCCAAUUCUCGUGUAAGGAAAAACAUGUCCCUCAUCCGCACUUAUCAUGGAUUCAAAGGUGACAAACAGGGGCCUCUCGAAUUUUUCAAGCUGAUUCUAAGAGCGCUCUGCCUUUGCUGGGAUCGGCAAACUCAAGAUCUUCACGUAGACUGGAUACUGUUCAGAGGUAGAUCUCUUAUACCCGCCUCAUGUGAAGUGGUGAACGACAACAUAGAUGGUUUUUACCCGUCAUCUCACUACCCAAUAUUUACCGAGUUUGUGCUUCCCCGUUCAGUGAGAUUGAUCGAAACACCUGCCCAAGAAGACGGGAACUAAGGCUAAAACAUUCUUCCUCCUUCCCUCUUCGUCUUUCUUAAACCACUGAUGUGCAUUUCGUGUUGUUUAUCCAUUCCAGCAUUCUCUUCGAUUCUACGGGGAUGCCUUGUUUUUACAUUUUUUUGUUUGCUCAUGUCAAUAGUGUGAAAUGAUAUUAUUUUUGGUUCCAAGGCUGCCAUUUUCUUUAUAGUUAUUCACCUUUUGGAACAUUAUGCCAACCUGAGCUAUCAUUCUAUCAAGUUGAGCCUCAGAAUUUUUAUUUUUAUUUUUUAAAAUUAAAUUCUUCUUUUAAUAUAUGCUGGCAAGUUGCAAUA